Messenger RNA from Salmo salar (Atlantic salmon), 2709 nucleotides. RefSeq names its product Protein-L-isoaspartate O-methyltransferase domain-containing protein 1 (gene pcmd1). Gene Ontology annotation, cellular component: cytoplasm. Gene Ontology annotation, biological process: protein modification process. The record is from RefSeq and is a predicted model, not a curated record. Gene Ontology annotation, molecular function: protein-L-isoaspartate (D-aspartate) O-methyltransferase activity. NCBI's taxonomy places the organism in Eukaryota, Metazoa, Chordata, Actinopteri, Salmoniformes, Salmonidae.
GCACAGUAGUUGUCCAAUGCUUUAAUCACCUCGGCCAGUUUCUUGUUUUCCGGGUCGGCAUAUGUGAUCUCCAUCGUGUUGUAUAUCUCCAGCUCGUCUAAAAACUGCUAUUUUCUUAGUCUCUGGCUUGUAAUUUAUCCCUCUGGCUAAGUAGUACAAAUUCAGUCUUUGUUUCCAUUUCUUGCAAGGAUUCCAGUCAAUAACAACGGAGGUGGUGUAAACGACUGCAUUGCUGCUAAUCCCAAACUACAUAGCUAUUGACUCUGCGCUAUUGCACGUUUUCUAGCAGAAUGGAGGGAAGUGGGGGUUUAUUCGAUCGCCUACGAAUUCUCAGAAGGCAGCCCGACCUUCGGCCCCUCUUUCUCCGCCUCCUCUUCACGCAGAUCACAGGAAUCAGGGCUUGUUCCCGAGGAAGCAGUGUAUCCUUCGCAUCGGGCUCGUCAGAGUCGUGAAAGGAAAAAGAGGAUUCUAUUAGUCCGUGCCUAUCUUGAUAUGACAAUGGUGUGAAGUGUCCUUCAGGGAAGAAGAACACAACCACUCAGUCCCUCAGGUGUCCCACUGUCCUCUUCAUCGCUCCAUGCCCCGCUAAGAAGACAACACAGUGUUCCACUUGUGGAAAGAAGAGUUUUGCACCCUCUUUUUGCUCUACCGUUUCUUUCUCGCCAUGGGGGGUGCAGUGAGCGCCGGGGAGGACAACGAUGAUCUGAUUGACAACCUGAAGGAGGCGCAGUACAUCCGUACAGGUCGCGUGGAGCAGGCUUUCAGGGCCAUAGACCGCGGGGACUACUACCUGGAUGGCUACAGGGACAAUGCCUACAAGGACCUGGCAUGGAAGCAUGGCAACAUCCACCUUUCUGCCCCCUGUAUCUACUCUGAGGUGAUGGAGGCUCUGAAGCUCCAGCAGGGACUGUCCUUCCUCAAUCUGGGCAGUGGGACUGGAUACCUCAGCACCAUGGUGGGACUCAUAAUAGGUCCAUUUGGUGUGAACCAUGGAGUGGAGCUCCAUACGGAUGUGGUGGAAUACGCCAAGGAGAAACUAGAUGACUUCAUCAAGAAUAGUGACAGCUUUGAUAAGUUUGACUUCUGUGAACCCAUCUUUGUGGUGGGCAACUGUCUGGAGAUCUCGUCAGACAGCCACCAAUACGACCGUAUCUACUGUGGUGCGGGGGUGCAGAAGGAUCAUGAAAAUUACAUGAAAAUCCUGCUCAAAGUUGGGGGUAUUCUAGUGAUGCCUAUAGAGGAUCAGCUGAUACAGAUCACCAGGACUGGUCAGUGUUCCUGGGAGAGUAAGAAUAUCCUGGCCGUGUCAUUCGCUCCUCUGGUCCAGAAGAACAGAGCUGAGGGAAGCAAGCCUGAUGCUGUAGAGCUCCCCCCAGUGACAGUCAGGAGCCUUCAGGACCUGUCUCGCGUCUACAUCCGCCGCACCCUCCGAGAUCUGACCAAUGAAGAAUGUCCUGACAAAGGUCUGGUGCAGAGGGCGCCCCAGAAACGCAAGCGCAGGCGUUGCCGGCUGCGACGCAUUAACACGUACGUCUUUGUGGGUAACCAGCUGAUCCCCCAAGCCAUGGAGAGCGAGGAGGACGAACGGAUUGACCAGGAGCAGCACAAGGAGGACCAGGAGCAGCAAGAGACGCAGGAGCAGCAGGAGAAGGAGCAGGAGGAGGAGGAGAGAGACAUUGGCAGCGUUGAGAUACUGAAGGCAGUGAAUGUGCUGAGAGACAAAAUCAUGACUUUACCUCUGCCUGAAUCGCUGAAGACCUAUCUGUUAUACUACAGAGAAAAAUGACUGACUGCUCAACCUGCUGGCGUCCGUUCUCAUGGAUGCCUGCUGAGAUGCUUUUCUUCAUUCUCCUGUUUUCUCUUUUUUCAGUACUGAAUGACGUAGUAUUAUUUUUUUUCUUCAAUAUGAACAUGGAAUGGACACUGAGACUUCCUGGGUCGUCAUGGAUAAUUUUCUAUAGUUACUAUGAUAUGGUUAUGUUAGAAUUUAUGUUAUCGAUUGUUUUUUGAAUUUGUAUAUCAAAGAUUUAUUUAAAAGCCUACUGAAUGGAAAAUCCUUUUCAAAUAUGGUAUUUUGAGGAUGUAGAUUGUAUCACAUGUUAAUAUUCCAGCAAAUUGUCACGAAAUGAAAUUGUAUAAAAUAAGAUGCCACCUAUAUUUGUUAACAAUAUGAUCAUGUAACCUUUUUCUAGAAGCAUUAUGGAACUUGAUAUUACUGAAUUAACAUUUACAAUUGCUGAAUAGAAGAACCAGAGACCAAAAAAAAAAAUGCAUGUACACUUCCUAUUUGAAUCGAAGACUAUUAUGGAACAUUUUAUGAAACAUUUCCUCAUGAAUCAUUGAAGGGGCAAUUCUUUCAUUGUUCUUUCCUCACACUGUUAUGUUUGAGUAGAGGGAUUGUAAUGCUGUGUGACGAUGAGAGAUCAAUGGGAGAUUGGUUUGUAAUUUAUUUUGUACCGCAUUUUUAAAUCUCUGAAGUAUUUCUUUAGAAUGGUUAUAUCCUCUUGCUCUCUCUCACUUUGCUCUUAAGUAAUAGGCAUUUUAAUUUGGUGAUACAUUUUUAUUGCCUUGACUGUUUCGUCCACCAGACUUAUUUUUCCCUCUUUUUUGUUGUUGUUGUUGACGUGCAAAGGGUUUGCAAUUAUCAUACCAGCAGUUAGGCUAACGGGGAAUCUGAUGAAUUAAGAUUUUUCUAAUGGUGAAUGAAAA